Molecule: messenger RNA, 687 nt
Organism: Dacryopinax primogenitus
Lineage: Eukaryota; Fungi; Basidiomycota; Dacrymycetes; Dacrymycetales; Dacrymycetaceae
Exons: 4
Coding region: 208-540 (110 amino acids)
Source: RefSeq, a predicted model, not a curated record
CGGUCCGCCUCUUGUUUUCUACCUCGACUCUUUCAAUUCUCUUCUCUUCCUCUUGCACACCAUCGAUCGCUUCCUCCAUUAUUGCCAACUACGUGAACUCGAUUUGUCGAUGCGACCUUCACAACAUCUUCUGUGUACCUGAACGCUUCCUCCACCGUCAUAGACCGCACUGGCAAGGACAGGAAGCGCAAUGAGCCUUCGGAUGGCAUGACGGCUGGUGAAUCACGCCCACAGGUCGCCAAGGACGGUGGAGAUGCUGAGACCGAGCAACCCCCGCCUCCUGGCGAGGUUUACCCUCCACAGCUGCACGCCGGCAAGGUCGGGCUAGGUCCAAUGUAUCAUCAAGGACCCGACCUCGCGGAUCGUAUAGGCGGAUUCCAGGAAGAGCUGAGGGGAAAGAUUACGCAUAACGCCGAACGAGUCCAGCAUGGACACGACAGGAUGACAGGCGAGUUGAAGCGUAAGGAACAGGAAGAGUAUGAUGCGUCAAACCCGUUCGAGACCACUGAAGAAACGAAGGGGAAGGAAAAAGCCGAGUGAGGUGGGAUCCGUACUUCUGGAUCGGUAUAGUCGCGUAUGGGUGUGCGCAUGGGGGCACGGCUGGGAAAGGAAAUGCAUGGGGUGCGACUGUGGGAACGAGCAAUGCAAUGUGUGGAAGGCGGGGAAUGCCUCAACGGAGUGUAGGAC